AUGGAAUUCACUGAUGAUUCCAAGGAUGAAGAACAAGAUGACGAUCAGACUAAUGCAUCUGAGGUACGUACAUCGUUGUCUGCACCUAUCCUAUUAACACAUAUCUCUAAUUCUUCUGAUAAUUCCAAGGAAGAGGCGUGGUUUGAUGAAGAUAUGUAUUUUAAUGAGGUGAAUGGUGAUAAUACAGACAAUGUUGAUAGAAUCAAAAUGCCAUCAAAUGCUUCAAUAACGAAAGGUAAGGCAAAUGGCUAUGAUAAUGAUGUGCAUUUUGAUGAAGAGGGUUUAAAGGAGGAAGAAGGAGAAUCUUAUAAUACUAAGUCAGAUGGCGACAACGAUUCUAGUGAUUCUGAAAAAGAGAUACCAGAUAAAUCAGACUCGUAUAAUGACGAUAAAGAGGGUAUGAACGAUGCUAAUAUAUUCAGUGAUAGCACAAAUAAAACAAUUACUGGUGAUUUCACUUGUUCUGAUAAUGAUGAACCAGGCUAUUACUAUGAUUUAAGUAGUGGAAAAAAAACUUAUAAAAAUUCAGAUCGUUUAAUUGGCGCAUAUUAA
Dentiscutata erythropus is the source of this 552-nucleotide messenger RNA. NCBI's taxonomy places the organism in Eukaryota, Fungi, Glomeromycota, Glomeromycetes, Diversisporales, Gigasporaceae. The record is from the annotation of a GenBank genome assembly.